AUGGAGGGGGAUAAAAAGAAAACCUCAAGGCUAAUUCGACGUUCAUCCAGAAAAUUACUAUGUUUUCAAAUAUUUUUAGAAUGGAUGGAAAAAAUAUAUUAUCAUCAUUCAUGGUUUGAAUAUGAUGGAUUAGGGACAUAUUUAUUCUUAAUCUUAUGUCAAAUACUUUUUAUUUUAUCAAGAAGUCUAGGGAAACAACAGGAGCAUUUUUUUUUAAAAAAAGAAGUUAAAUUUAAAAAAAAAAACGUUUUAAAGAUAACAACGGAUCUUCAAACAGAUAUUUGGAAGAAAAAAUUCCAUGGGAUGUGCUCAUGGAUUUCUAUCGGGCUAUUCAUUUGGAGUGUUUUUUGUACAAUUUUAUGUUUUGGAACUUCUCGUCAAUAUUGUCUAUUUGCUCGAGAAGAAGAGCAUCCACCACCUAGUACAAGUGCACGACGAAGAGUAUUGAAUAAAGAAGGGAUUUCUGGAACCCUUAGAAACUUGAUAGAUCGAUUUCGUUUAGUAAAUUCAAAAGAAGAAAAAAAAAACUCAAAUAUAUCAGAAGAGGUUUGGGAAUUAAGAGUUUGGAAUCCUUCAACUUUACUCAUUCGAUUUUUUUGUUUUUUUAAUCCAGUUAAUUUAAUUUUACUUUGGACUAAUCCAUUUAGUCCUAAAAAUAUACUAUUAGCAACAGGGAUUUCUAUUCAGCUUUACUUAUUUCACCGAAUUUAUGCAAAUUAUGUUAUUGAUAAGUCAAUCAUUCAUAGCGAAGUAUUUCACGAAUAUUCUAAGAAAUUCGUUGAACCACGCCUAUUUCCUUAUAAACGAGAUGUUGCCACAUCAACUCAUCCAGAACUUGUACAAAUUGAAGCUCACACUCCUCAAGAAAAACCAAACAAAAUAAUGCAUCAACCAUCAGUACCUACAUCAAAUAGAAUUCGAUCUUUAAUUGAAGAGGAAUGGCACACACCAUGUCAAAAACCGCAUGGUGGGUUCAGAGGGUUUCCUAUUUCUCCUUCGAAAAAAGUUCAACCUUCUCCAGCGAAGGGAUUUCGUCCAGCAAAUUCAUGGUCAAUUGGUACAUCUGGAAAUCAUUUAUCUUACACAAACAUUAAAACAACAAAGCAUCAAUAA
Molecule: messenger RNA, 1113 nt
Organism: Pneumocystis murina B123
Lineage: Eukaryota; Fungi; Ascomycota; Pneumocystomycetes; Pneumocystales; Pneumocystaceae
Exons: 5
Coding region: 1-1113 (370 amino acids)
Biological process (GO): regulation of exit from mitosis; maintenance of rDNA
Source: RefSeq, a predicted model, not a curated record